UUAAUAGUACUAGUUUUUUUCAAGACACUAUAGAAGAAAAACAUACCUUAUUCUUUUUUCUUAUUUUGGAUUAAUUUAAAGAGAUUUUUCUGAUCCUGUUGAUCUCCAUGUUCGAGAUAGUGCCUUGCCAAAAUAUAUAAGAAAGAGUUCUUAUUAUCACACACGGCACAAAAGAUAAGAAAAGGCAGAAAUUAUAAUGGGAGUGUUGCAUCAGUAACACCAAUCACUCUCUCUAUCGAUCAAUUUUUUUUUGAUAUAAUGGCCUUGUGACAUCACAAUAAAGAGACCCUACAUUAUCAAUAGGAUAAUCCCUCAAACAUAUGGACACUAAAGAUUGGUAAGAAAAGAGAUAUCAUUAGUGUUUUUAAUAUUAAUGUGAGUGUGAUAUCGCAUAGAUACAGCACAGUGUUAAAAAAGUUUUAGCUUAUACUAUAUAUAUAGUGGCCAAAGGAUGCUAUGGUGAACCAAGCUGAGAAAGAACUUUUUAGAAACAAGAGAGGUAAAGAGAGAAAGAUAAAAAUAAGAGAGAAAGAGAUAUGAUGCAAGAGGAAAACCGAAAAGGUCCAUGGACAGAACAGGAGGACAUACUUCUGGUAAAUUUUGUUCACUUAUUUGGAGAUCGAAGAUGGGAUUUUAUAGCAAAAGUAUCAGGUUUGAACAGAACAGGAAAGAGUUGCAGGCUUAGGUGGGUUAACUACCUUCAUCCUGGUCUCAAACGUGGCAAGAUGACUCCUCAAGAAGAGCGCCUCGUCCUUGAGCUUCACGCAAAGUGGGGAAACAGGUGGUCAAAGAUAGCUCGGAAAUUGCCUGGACGAACAGAUAACGAGAUCAAGAACUACUGGAGGACUCAUAUGAGGAAGAAGGCUCAAGAAAAGAAGCGUCCUAUGUCACCAACUUCCUCAUUUUCCAACUGCAGCUCUUCAUCUAUGACCACUACCACCACCAAUACUCAAGAUACAUCGUGCCACUCGCGUAAAUCUUCAGGGAAAGUGAGCUUUUACGACACUGGAGGAUCCCGGUCCACGGGGGAUAUGAUGAUGAAUCAAGAAACUGAAGAUGUAUACUCAAUGGAUGACAUAUGGAGAGAGAUUGAUCACUCCCCGGUGAACACAAUCAAACCGGUUAAAGACAUCUACUCAGAACAUAGCCAUUGCUUAAGUUACUCAACUCUGGCUUCUCCAACAUGGGAGAGCUCAUUGGAUUCCAUAUGGAACAUGGAUGGAGAUAAGAGUAAGAUGUCGUCUUCAUUUGGAAAUGAUCAGUUUCCUUUCUGUUUCCAACACAGUAGAUCACCUUGGUCGUCAGGUUAAAAUUAAGAUUUAAUUCAUUGAGAUAAAAUCUGUUAUAUAACUUAUAAAUACAUAAUAAAUACAAUAAAACCUAAUGACUGUAAUAGUUUUGUUUGAUGAACACAAAAACAUCCCAAGUCUGGACUUUGUAAUCAUCCUAUAUGGAGUAAGUAACUAGCCUAAGUUUGUGUCUAGAUGAAUAAGAAUAAAGUCUUGUGAUCCCACUUUAUUUUUUAUCUUGUCAAUGUAUAAUACAAGUCAAUACCCUAAUUCUUAAGUUAA
Capsella rubella is the source of this 1571-nucleotide messenger RNA. RefSeq names its product transcription factor MYB48. Lineage: Eukaryota; Viridiplantae; Streptophyta; Magnoliopsida; Brassicales; Brassicaceae. The record is from RefSeq and is a predicted model, not a curated record. Gene Ontology annotation, molecular function: DNA-binding transcription factor activity; sequence-specific DNA binding. Gene Ontology annotation, biological process: regulation of DNA-templated transcription. Gene Ontology annotation, cellular component: nucleus. The transcript is spliced from 3 exons. Bases 537 to 1310 code for a protein of 257 amino acids.